UUAUUGAAGCCCAAAACUCUCUCUCAACUCUCAACACUCAACACUCGACACACUCUAUUUUCGUCUUCACUCUCCGCCACCGAUUCAUCGCAAACCCUAAUGGCUGUUACCUUCUCAGAUCUUCACACAGAAGAGGGUCUCAAAUCCCUCAAUGAAUUCCUCUCUGGAAAAAAAUAUAUUUCUGGGGAUCAAUUGACAAAGGAUGAUAUCAAAGUGUACGGAUAUGUUUCUGAGAAACCAAGUGAUGCUUUUGCCAAUGUUGCUGGUUGGUACGAUGUGGUCUCUUCACAUCUUGCUGCAAGUUUCCCUGGAAAAGCUCAAGGUGUGAAAUUCAGUGGAAAAGUUGCUCCAGCUGCAGAAGCACCUGCUAAAGCUGCUGCACCUGCUGCUGAAGAUGAUGAUGAUCUUGACCUCUUUGGUGAUGAAACAGAGGAGGAUAAGAAGGCAGCAGAGGAAAGGGAGGCAUCUAAAAAGCCCGCAAAGAAGAAAGAGAGUGGCAAGUCUUCCAUUCUGCUUGAUGUUAAGCCAUGGGAUGAUGAGACAGACAUGAAGAAGCUGGAAGAGGCUGUUCGCACCGUUGAAAUUCCCGGUUUAACCUGGGGAGCAUCCAAGCUGGUUGCUGUUGGAUACGGAAUCAAGAAGCUGCAGAUCAUGUUGACCAUUAUUGAUGAUCUUGUAUCUGUGGACGACCUCAUUGAAGAAAGACUCACAGUUGAGCCAAUUAACGAGUAUGUCCAGAGCUGUGACAUUGUCGCAUUCAACAAAAUUUAAGUUUGAGUUUUUGGCCAUUUUCAAGCGGCUGAUUAGACUGUUAUUUGCGGAUAGUUUCCUCCCUUCUCCUCCACUCUGUCGUUUCUUCUUUCAUGUUUGGUGUGUUUCAGUGGUGGUUUUGUUACAAGAAUUGUAUGCAGUGAGUGAGAGAGAUGGAAAAUAUUUUAUGGUCUAACUUUUAAUGUUAUUCAUGUCAAACACCAUGCACAUUUGUGGGAUUAGCAUCACUGAACCAUAUGCUUCUAUUUAAUUUUUGAUAAGUUUCACUAGAACCGUUUAUUGAAUCGAUACACAA
Molecule: messenger RNA, 1066 nt
Organism: Medicago truncatula (barrel medic)
Lineage: Eukaryota; Viridiplantae; Streptophyta; Magnoliopsida; Fabales; Fabaceae
Product: elongation factor 1-beta 2
Exons: 6
Coding region: 100-771 (223 amino acids)
Biological process (GO): translational elongation
Cellular component (GO): cytosol; eukaryotic translation elongation factor 1 complex
Molecular function (GO): translation elongation factor activity; guanyl-nucleotide exchange factor activity
Source: RefSeq, a predicted model, not a curated record